Molecule: messenger RNA, 522 nt
Organism: Blumeria graminis f. sp. triticale
Lineage: Eukaryota; Fungi; Ascomycota; Leotiomycetes; Helotiales; Erysiphaceae
Source: the annotation of a GenBank genome assembly
AUGAACGGGCCACUUUUUACCGGACGUCAAAUAGGUGGGACGAAUGAGAUGGAUGAUCAGACCCAACUUGCGAUCAAAAGUAUGCAAACAUUAAUGGAAUCUUGUCCGGCAAAAACCGUCAUGUCGGGUGUCAUGGGCUUUGCCCUUGGUGGUGUCUUUGGGCUCUUUAUGGCCUCGAUGCAAUACGAUACACCUCUACAUACAUCAUCCACAGCGUCGACAACUAUGUCUUUACCUCUUCGUGAACAACUCAAAGCUGGAUUUAAGGACAUGGGAACGCGCUCUCUAUCAUCUGCCAAGAACUUUGGGAAAGUCGGUGCCAUCUUCGCCGGUACUGAAUGUUGUAUAGAAGGAUUUCGUGCUAAGAAUGACGUAGUAAAUGGCAUAUUAGCUGGCUGUAUUACUGGGGGAGCGCUUGCUGCACCGGCUGGACCACAGGCAGCAGCGGUAGGAUGUGCUGGAUUUGCAGCAUUUAGUGCUGCGAUUGAUAUGUAUAUGCGGAGACCAAGCGAAGUUGAUUGA